GAGGCGCCGAAAUCACCAAGAGCAACCACAAGUGUUUUAACAGCCGAACCUUGGCCGGACAGAUCGCCUCACGGGCUGGAUUGACCCACAUCGAAGCCCUUACCCGAGUUAAUCCGCAAUUUUCGGUCAUGAACCCAGCCUUCCGACUCCUGCCUUCCGUCUCCUAUAAUUCAGACCCCUUUGCACCGCUCUCGCCCCUUCUGCACUCCGCAAGUAUCAAGCAGUAGCCCCGAUACGUCCCAGAACAGGACAACCAUGGCCACGCAGAUUGAUCGUCUCCUGGCCGAGCAUUCGGCCGCGAGCGUUCCCGAGGAACCUCACCCUGGGCCGUCGGCCGCGCCCUCGCUUACAUAUUCCGAUUCGUCUGACGAGCACGAAUUGGAAGAGCCCCGCCAGCCAGAGCCACGCCGCCGGCGCGCAUCGACGCGCCUGAUCGCCCAGAGCCCGGCCGAUGUGCAACGCAUCACGGGCGAGACCACGACCCAACUGAUCCGCCGAUGCUGCGGAGGCGGUUGCUGCCUCGGUCUUGGGCGGCCAAAGCAGGACGACGUCGAGAUUGAGCAGAUCGAGUUUCCUGACAACGAUGCAUAUCGGUCGCUGUGCCUGAAGAUCGAUCAGAUCCCUGCGACCCUGAACAGCGUCUGCGAUCUCCCCGAGCAGACCGUGUUUCUGCAACCGCUUCGACGGCCCUCCAAUGUCCCGUCUCCGACAGACUCGGGUGUUUCGCUGGGCGCGGACAGCCCGACCGCCCCCGCGGGCGACAUUGAAAAGAGGUUACACAACCUCGGGCUGGAGGAUCUCGACACGCGGAUACAGCCGCCCUCGUUUGUCCAGCCGCACCCCCCGCACCACGUCUUCCCCGCGCGCAUCCACAACGCCCGCGAACUGACACGGCCGGGGGCCGAGAAACGGACGUUCCACUUCGAUCUCGAUGUUACAAACUACCCCGAAGGCGAAGGGGUGGACUUCAAAGUUGGCGGCGCCAUCGGCGUGUCAGCGCCCAACGAGGCGUCGCUGGUCGAGGAGAUUCUCGACCUGCUCCUCGUGCCUCGCUUCCUGCGCGACAAGCCGGUCUUGCUGCGCACGACCAAGGGAAGAUGGCCCACCGUCUGGGGCGACGACAAGGCCCGCGAGCUCGUCACCACGCGGAGAGAUCUGUUGACCUGGUGCUCCGAUGUCCAAUCGUACCCGCCGACAAAGCAGAUCCUCCGCGUCCUCGCCGAGCACGCGACGGACGCAAACGAGCGCAAGAUCCUGCUCUUCCUCUGCUCGGCCGAGGGCCAGGGCGUGUUCUGCGACUUCCGCACCGGGCCGCACAUCACGCUCGUCCAGCUCCUGCAUGCCUUCCCGAGCGCCAAGCCGCCCCUGGACCAGCUCCUCUCCGUCCUCCCUCCGCUGAUGCCCCGCUUCUACUCGCUGUCCAACGACCCGCACGAGUCGUUCCUGACGCGCGACGGGGAGCAGCACCGCCUGAUCGAAAUCGCGGUGACGGUGCACGAAACCGCCGACUGGCGGACGGGGAAGCGGACUGGCGUCGGGUCGGGCUUCUUCCAGCGGCAGGCGCUGCGGUUCCUCGACGCGCAGGCGCGCGGCGAGCGCGAUCCGGAGUUCUACAUCCCCAUGUUCAAGGGCCUCAUGGCGAACCCCCUGGCCAAGCAGUUCGUGACGGACGGGCCGAUGCUGCUGAUCGGGGCGGGCGUCGGCAUCGCGCCGUUCCGCGGCUUCGUCCAGCGGCGCCUGAAGACGGCCAGCUGCGCCAACAAGGUCUGGGUGCUGCAGGGCGUGCGCGACUCGCUCGUCGACGAGCUCUACAGCGGCGAGUGGGGCGUGCACGAGGACGAGGUCAAGAAGGUGGUGCAGAGCCGCCGCGGCGAGGGCCGCUACGUCCAGGAGGAGGUCAAGGCGCAGGCCGACCUGGUGUGGUACAUCAUCAACUCGGUCGACGGCCGCGUCUUUGUCUGCGGCAGCAGCAAGGGCAUGGGAGAGGGCGUCGAGAAGGCCCUCGUCGAGGUUGCCAUGAUCAAGGGCAACCUCGAGCGGGAGGAGGCGCAGACGUUCUGGAACUUGAAGAAGGAGGCGGGCCAGUAUAUCGCCGAGACUUGGUGAUCCAGAUGCGAAUGCGGAUGCGGAUGCGUACGUUAAUUUUUUUUUCUCGUACAUACCGUAUGGUUCGUUUUUGUAACUCUACGCGGAACGUUCGGAAAAUGCCCGCAAUCAUUUAGACGGUUUGGGACGUGAACAGAGAAUGGAUCAAGGCGUCAGGGUGCAUCCGCAACGGCGCGGGAGCGGUUUUGGUUUUUCAUUUUUGUACUUCAAGUAAUCGGCUUGGGCUGGCGCUUCAAAGAGAGAAUCAUUUUUUUUUUCACCGUGCUAGACAUCUAGAAGGCAUGUUUC
This is a messenger RNA of Thermothelomyces thermophilus ATCC 42464, 2394 nucleotides long. RefSeq names its product flavo protein pyridine nucleotide cytochrome reductase-like protein. Bases 256 to 2106 code for a protein of 616 amino acids. Gene Ontology annotation, biological process: homocysteine metabolic process. Lineage: Eukaryota; Fungi; Ascomycota; Sordariomycetes; Sordariales; Chaetomiaceae. The record is from RefSeq and is a predicted model, not a curated record. Gene Ontology annotation, molecular function: [methionine synthase] reductase (NADPH) activity; flavin adenine dinucleotide binding; FMN binding. Gene Ontology annotation, cellular component: cytosol. The transcript has a single exon.